This is a messenger RNA of Ricinus communis (castor bean), 4017 nucleotides long. RefSeq names its product methionine S-methyltransferase. The transcript has 12 exons. The coding region runs from base 518 to 3784 and encodes 1088 amino acids. Lineage: Eukaryota; Viridiplantae; Streptophyta; Magnoliopsida; Malpighiales; Euphorbiaceae. Gene Ontology annotation, biological process: biosynthetic process. The record is from RefSeq and is a predicted model, not a curated record. Gene Ontology annotation, molecular function: methyltransferase activity; pyridoxal phosphate binding.
AACAUAUAAAAAAAAAACUAUAACUAAAUCUGUCUAAUUUGUUGUAAAAUAAAAGUUCAAAGUUAAUUUAACUGAGAAAUUAAAAAAAAGGAUUAAAUUGAACAUCACUAUAGAGUUGAGAAACCAAAUUGCAUUAUUGCAUCUUUACCAAAAAAAGAAAAAGGGCAAAAAAGAGGGGCCAUGUAAUGUAAUGUAAUGAUGUAACCAAAUCUUAUUACUUAAAAGUCAGACCAAAAUAAAUUAAAUAAAAAUAAAGUCUCCCUAAAUCUUUAAAACAAAUAGAAAAAAGAAAAAGAAAUAAAGGCCGGGAAGCAUCCCAUCUGUUCCUUUUUUCCCUCUUUUUCAAUUAGACUAAUCCAAACAGCAACCUCUCUCUCUCCCUCUCUCUCUCUGUUCCUUAAUUCUCUCUUUCACUCAACUAUAUCAGUCAUACCAUUACCAUUUCAACUGCUACUGCUACUGCUCCUGCUCCUGCUCCAUUUUUCUUUUUUAUCUCUCUUCUAACAGAAGCUGAGAAAUGACGGCCACUGUCACUGCUCUAUCACCGGACCAAUUCUUGAAGCAGUGUGAGCAAUCUGGCGAUGCUGCAUACGCUGCGUUUAGGUCGUUGCUGGAGCGGUUGGAGGAUCCGAAUACCCGAUCUCAGGCCCGCAUCUUCCUCUCCGUUCUUCAAAAACACGUCGCCGCUUCCGAUGAUUGUCUUGAUAAGUAUCAUUUUCGGAUCCAAGAUAUCUUCUUGGAUCACUAUCAAGGUUAUCAGGGGAGAAAGAAAUUGACAAUGAUGGUGAUUCCUAGCAUUUUUAUCCCUGAAGACUGGUCGUUCACUUUUUAUGAGGGACUGAAUAGGCAUCCCGAUUCAAUUUUCAAGGACAAGACGGUUGCUGAGCUUGGUUGUGGAAAUGGAUGGAUAUCAAUUGCUAUUGCUGAUAAGUGGUUGCCUUCUAAGGUGUAUGGUCUUGAUAUUAAUCCUAGAGCAGUCAAGGUUUCUUGGAUAAACUUAUACUUAAAUGCUUUGGAUGAAAAUGGUCAACCCAUCUAUGAUGCGGAAAAGAAAACUUUACUGGACAGGGUGCAGUUUCAUGAGUCUGAUCUACUUUCUUAUUGUAGAGAUCAUGACAUUCAACUUGAACGAAUUGUUGGAUGCAUACCUCAGAUUCUUAACCCAAAUCCAGAUGCAAUGUCUAAAAUGAUUACAGAAAAUGCAAGUGAAGAGUUUCUGUAUUCAUUGAGUAACUACUGUGCACUUCAGGGGUUUGUUGAGGAUCAAUUUGGCCUUGGACUAAUUGCCAGGGCUGUUGAGGAAGGAAUAUCUGUCAUCAAACCUAUGGGGAUUAUGAUCUUUAAUAUGGGCGGCCGUCCAGGACAAGCUGUUUGUAAACGCUUGUUUGAAAGGCGUGGAUUUCAUGUAAACAAGCUUUGGCAGACUAAAGUUAUUCAGGCUGCUGACACAGACAUUUCAGCCUUAGUUGAAAUUGAGAAAAACAGUCCACACCGGUUUGAGUUUUUUAUGGGUCUUUCUGGAGAUCAGCCUAUUUGUGCUCGAACAGCAUGGGCCUAUGGGAAGGCUGGUGGCCGAAUUGCUCAUGCUUUGUCAGUGUACAGUUGUCAACUUCGUCAACCAAACCAGGUUAAGAAAAUUUUCGAGUUCCUUAAAAAUGGCUUCCAUGAAGUAAGCAGUUCAUUGGAUUUAUCUUUUGAGGAUGAUUCCGUUGCUGAUGAGAAGAUUCCAUUCCUAGCUUUUCUUGCUAGUGAAUUGAAAGAAAAAUCAUGUUUCCCCUAUGAAUCACCAGCAGGAAGCAUAUAUUUCCGUAAUCUAAUUGCAGGCUUUUUGAAGAUAUACCACCAUAUUCCACUGAAAUCCAAUAAUGUCGUCAUCUUUCCUUCAAGGGCUGUCGCAAUUGAACACACUCUUCGAUUGUUCUCACCUCGCGUUGCAAUUGUUGAUGAACAUCUGACUCGACACCUACCCCGACAGUGGUUGACAUCUUUAGCAAUUGAGGGUACGGAAAAUUAUGACCCUUCAAAGGAUGUAAUUACAGUCAUUGAUGCACCAAGGCAAUCUGAUUUAAUGGUAGAGCUGAUAAAGAAGCUCAAGCCACAGGUGGUGAUUACUGGGAUGGCUCAAUUUGAGGCUGUAACCAGUUCAGCUUUUGUUCAGCUCUUGGAUGUUACUAGGGAAAUUGGAUCUCGUCUUUUCUUAGACAUAUCUGAUCACCUGGAACUCUCCAGCCUUCCCAGUCCCAAUGGAGUUCUAAAAUAUCUUGCAGGAACUCGUCUACCUUCACAUGCUGCAAUCCUAUGUGGUUUUGUAAAGAACAAGGUUUAUUCAGAUUUGGAAGUGGCUUUUGUCAUUUCAGAAGAGGAGGCAGUUUUUAAGGCCUUGUCCAAGACUGUAGAAGUGCUAGAAGGAAAUACUGCACCAAUCAGGCAGUUGUAUUAUGGUUGCUUGUUUCAUGAGCUUCUAGCUUUUCAGCUUGUUGACCGACAUCCGCUUCCAGAGAGGGAUUUUGAAAAAGUCAAAUCAGUUGAGGCGAUUGGCUUUGCUAGUUCUGCAAUUCCAGUUCUCAAUGAUUCAGAGUUGUCAAUAAGUGAGGAAGAAAAGUCUUCCUUAAUCCACAUGGAUAUAGAUCAAAGUUUUAUGCCCAUUCCAUCUCCUGUGAAGGCUGCAAUAUUUGAAAGUUUUGCAAGACAGAACAUGGCUGAGUCAGAAAUUGAUGUCACCCCAAGCAUCAAACAGUUCAUCAAGAACAAUUAUGGGUUUCCUAUGGACAAUAAAACAGAGUUUGUAUAUGCUGACUUCUCACAAGCCCUGUUUAAUAGACUGAUUCUUUGCUGCAUCCAAGAAGGCGGAACAUUUUGUUUCCCUGCUGGCUCAAACGGCAAUUAUGUCUCUGCCGCCAAGUUCUUAAAAGCAAAUGUCAUGAGUAUCCCUACUGACUCUGGAUCUGGCUUCAAACUGACAGACAAGCUACUUGAUGGAGUACUUGAUACCGUGAAUAAACCAUGGGUGUAUAUUUCUGGUCCAACAAUUACCCCUACAGGCUUGCUUUACAGCAAUAAAGAGAUGGAGAACAUACUAACUACCUGUGCAAGAUUUGGGGCCAGAGUAAUCAUUGAUACUUCCUUUUCAGGAUUGGAGUUUGAAGGUUGGGGUGGUUGGAAUUUGGAGACAACAUCAUCGAAGUUGAAUUCCUCUAACAAUCCAUCUUUUUGUGUCUCUCUGAUUGGAGGACUGUCUCUGAAGCUCUCAAGCGGAGUACUCAAAUUUGGUUAUUUGGUUUUAAACGAUCCAUUUUUGGUUGAUGCAUUUUAUAGCUUUCCAGGACUAAGCAAACCCCAUAGCACUGUUAAGUAUGCUAUAAAGAAGCUGUUGAGUCUGAAUGAGCAGAAAGCAAGAGACCUGACAGAUGCUGUUGCAGAACAAACAAGAAAUUUGAAAUCCAGAUCCCAGCGCAUGAAAGAGACACUAGAGAAAUGCGGGUGGGAUGUGUUGGAACCUCGUGGCGGGGUGUCCAUGAUUGCAAAGCCUUCUGCCUAUCUAAACAAGGUUGUUAAGAUCAAGCAUUCACCUGAAAAUGAUGAGGAAAAUUCCACUGCUUAUGAAGUCAAGCUGGAUGACUCAAAUAUCAGGGAAGCCAUUGUCAGGUCCACAGGUUUGUGUAUCAACAGUGGUGUAUGGACUGGAAUUCCUGGUUACUGCCGCUUCACAAUUGCUCUGGAAGAACGAGACUUCGAGCGAGCAUUAAAUUGCAUAAUCAAGUUUAAGGAUCUCAUUGGCAACUAAUAUCUUUACAUUUUGAUUCAGUAUUUUCACGACUUAGGUGUCGUGAAAUAAGGCAGAUUUAAAAAAAUCCAACUUACUGAACUCCUGAAAUUUGUACAAGCCAAUAUCAGCUAAGGCAUUCCUUUUCUGAAAUCAUAGCAAUGCAUGCUGCUUUUCCAGUUGGGUUUCAUUUAGCCGCCAUUUAUGUGAACACUUCAAAAUUGAGUAUAAGGAAAUCUUUUUAAUUUGCUUUA